Molecule: messenger RNA, 3111 nt
Organism: Leishmania major strain Friedlin
Lineage: Eukaryota; Euglenozoa; Kinetoplastea; Trypanosomatida; Trypanosomatidae
Exons: 1
Coding region: 1-3111 (1036 amino acids)
Source: RefSeq, a predicted model, not a curated record
AUGUCAUGCAGGAGGUCCACUGACUCCAGCAGCGUCACGCUGCCGGCGUCCAUGCAGACACUGCUGCAACGCUACACAGACCGUAAGCUGACGAAGGAGGAGCGCCUCGUCCUCGCGCACGCCACACCGAAUGUGCGAUGCGAAGCGUUGCGCCUUUUCUUUGAAAUGAACGACGCCGCAGCCGGCGUGGAGUAUGUCUUGGCCAGCAGUGGAGCUUCACCCCGCUCUCACGGCGGCAUCAGCGCCAGGGCCUCGCGCUCCGGCGGCACCACCACCACCGCCUCUGCUGCGGCGCCGGUUUUGGCUGCUUCCAAGGCUCUCAAGUCGCUGUCGACCAACACGCUGACUGCGGCAAACGCAGGAGCGAAGCCUAGCGCUGCCGCUGCUUCCGGUGCGAAUAGGCCUCUUGCUGCGUCGGCACCGACCGGCAAUGUCGCUUUCAGAGACGAGGUGCGCAAGCCUACCGGCACCGGACGCGCCGUCGUGCCCGCCAGCGGCAGCACCGCGCUAUCGCCGGUGGCAAAGGCCGGGAGCUGCUUGCAUCGCACGCGUGUGGCGCGGAGCGGCGAGUCAGUGUGCACCCUCGUCACCGUCUCCUCCAUGUCGAGCGAGGACAGCGAUGACGCCGCUGAGCUCCGACUGGCCAAGACCCCGGCGAAGGAGGGGGCGGAGGCGGUCAUGCCGCCCACCGUGACGCCGCGCUCUCGUGAUUCCCGUGCCAACGCCGGCGCGGCUGCCGUUGUACCCGCUGUGCCGCUCUUAGCGCUGGAUGCUGUUCUGAAGCCGCACGGCAGUAACAGCAACAGCUCCGCAAGCUUUCCCAGUGCUGGUGUCGUGCACAGCGAGCGUCGGUCCUCGGUGAGCCCUACGAUGACCAACACCACCACUGUCACCGUCACGGCGCAGCCUCGAGCUGUUUCUCCCUCCGUCGUACCGCCUCCAGGUUGCCAGCAUCUGUCACCGGCGGCACCGAAGCCGAGCACCACGGUGACCGCUGCUGCUCCAGUUUCUACGCCGGUCGCACCUCCGUCGCUGCCUUCCACCGUCCAUGAGGACGCUGGCGACGACGAGGGGCCGCGAAAGACGGUGGCUGCCAAGCCCAUGGGGUACUACGCGAAUCCCACAGCUAUGCACACUGCACCGGUCCCGCAUCCGCGGCAGCAGUGCUACGUCGGUUUCGUGGACUCCAAGCCGACGGCCGUGCGGGGCACGCACCGGCGCGAUCGCACCUCGACCCUCGGCCACCCUCAAGGGGGCGUUGAUGUCGCCUACAGGGAGCUGCCGCGCAAUCACAGCAACCCCUCUCCCUCUUGCACGCCGCCGUCGCUGGCUGGCAGUGGCGCUGUGAGUGUGUGCGGCACGGACUGGGCUGCACUAGUCGCAGCGGCACCUGCGCCGCAACUGCCGACGGUUCCGGCGGCGAUGGCGACGAAACCUGCGGCGGCAGUGCCAGCGUCUCCCUGGAAGGACCAUCUCCCGGCACCGAAGGAAGCAACCGACGUCACCCCUGCCUCCGGCCUUUGCUCUCCUCGCCUGCCCGCCGAGGCGUCACACGACCAGCCUAACAGAACGCACGGUAGUAGGUUCGGCGAUACGGCAACCGCGGCCAGCAACAGUGGCGGAGCGGGCAAGGCUCAGCAGCCGCCGCGCACGCCGCGCGUGCCCUUGACAGACCGAAAGCGUGAAGCGGAGGGUAGCGACGGCCACUCGCCCUGCAACGUCCAGAACCCAGACAGUGGUACACCCCAGCUGUCACCGCCGCCUCCCCCGUCGAAGCUCGGCGGCGCCUCCCCGAUCAAGCGCGGUGCUGCUUGGGAUGAGACGACGGGCAUGUACAUAACGCAUCCGAAUCAGCUCCGGCGGCAGAGGGCUGCUCGCAGUGUCGCCACGGCCGCCUUGACAGCGCGACCGUUUGCAGCGGUGUGUGGUGUUAGCGACUCUGCGCUGGAGCCCCCAGACACGCUUCACUACCACUUUGCUCGCACCGCGUCGUUGACACCAGCUUCAGCGUUGCCCACCUCCAUGCCCACCACCACCGCCGCGGCACACGCGGCAGGAUCGGUUCCCCUGCGCCGCUUGUGCUCUCCAGCUGUGCAUCUUGCGGGGGGUGCAGAUGCGACGUCAGUGCGAUCGCGGGCUGCGGCGCUGCCGUCGUCGAAGGACAACAAGCAGAAGAAACGGAAACAGGAAACGAAGUGGGCCAAGGCGCUGACUGGAGCGUCGACCUGGAAGAGGGCGAUCGAGACCAGGAAAACGGCGACGGCGCUAGCUGCCUCUCUAGUGGUGGCGCCGGUCGUGGCAAGCCCGCGUUUGGCAGGGUACCAGCGACUUUGCCGCGAGGACGUGCCCAUCAAGUACGACUUCCACGGGCACAGCGGGGAGACGAUUAUGUUGCAGCGCCAAGCCUCGCAGUAUCCUACUCAGAUGCUUGCGGCUGUGACCAGCGGCCCACCAAGCAAGCCCCAUCGUACCGCCUCCGCUAGCCAAACGGUGCGGUCUGCCGCGCCAGUGGCGCGGACUGAGCGAUACUACAGUAUGAUGAAAGGUGGUGGGGUUGAGGUGGUCGAGGUGGAGACAGCUCAGCCGAGUGCGCAGGCGCCUUGCCCCUCGACCAUCCGCACACCACGCAGCGCGCGCUUCCGCGUCCAGCAGCGUCCACGUCGGCUUGUGGGAGAGCCCGCUGCCGCUAUGGUCUCCGCGCGUGGUAGCGCCGCUGAGCGUACUUGUCAGGUGCCUGGAGCUGCGGCGCCGGUCUGUGCUGGUCUGAUGCCGCCGGCGCACUGCGACGUCUUUGAGCGACUGACUUCCAACUACUACGACGUCUACUCGAGCGAGGUGGUCCUUCAGGCGACCUCGCCGCCGACGGUGACGGCUUUCCCACGGGGCUGUCGCUCUUCCCAGGAGCAUCGCCGGUCGGCACGCCGCCGUCAGUUCAGCGCACCGGCGGCUAGCCCGCGCGGACGCCUUGUGCGUUGCCCCGCAACCGCGCGGGUGGCGCGCGACGGCUGUCUCCGUGCGGAGGAGAUGGCGGAGUGUGAGCGGGAGCGCACCACCGCACCUGCGGCACGUGCGUUUGCGCGCAGCAACACAUCUUGCAACCCCGUUUGCUGA